Molecule: messenger RNA, 19046 nt
Organism: Porites evermanni
Lineage: Eukaryota; Metazoa; Cnidaria; Anthozoa; Scleractinia; Poritidae
Source: the annotation of a GenBank genome assembly
CUUCAUCCUUCCUCUCGAUCGCCCGACAUCUUCAGAAGCAAAGAUCUUACUUCCAAGCCCUUAAACGCAGGUUUGUGUAAAACAUGAAUUCUCUAGUUUGGAUUUAAGACAUUCACAGUUAACUAUGUGGUGUGUAGCUUUUGCAAAGAAAGUCAAUUUCGUAUGUGUAAACUAACAUAUUCUUUCCAUACUCAGUGAUCAUGCUGCUUGGUACAAGUUAAACUAUACAGUAUAACUUCCACCCAGCAUGAACAUAAAUCAUCCGUCGGACAAUGCGAGUUUGAUCACUGCGAUGGAAGGGAAAUGUCUUGAAAUGUCUGAUAAUCCAGUUCAAAUAAUCAUUGCAGGUUUCGCUUCGUUUCGCUUCGCUGUAUCCUUGUGGAUACAGGUUUGAUUUUUUUUCUUUCAAAGUUCUUAGUUUUAACCUUUCCUUAAGGAAUUGUAUUUCUAGCAUGAUUCCAAAAGCCUCCAAAAUAACCUGGCAUCACAAAGUCAACAUCUCUUUAUUACCAUGCCGCUAACUACAAAACGGUGCAUGUUAUCUUUCAUCAUUUGGUUACCCUGCGAAAAGUCUGCUUCGAGGUUUCUAGAUAUGUCAGGAAGAGGAAGGAGACUCUGUUGACUACCUCAACAAUUCAUAUUAAGCAUGCUAGAAAGUCAAAUGUGACCAAGCCUCUCAGCCUCGCUUUCAAACUAAUGACCACGCGAGUUAUUAUUCCAAAAAAGUGCAAAUCACUUUUAAAAUUAAAAUCUUUAAUUCUCGCCGAGCAAGUUUAUAAAUUUUGUCCCGCAUGUGGCAAUGCGCACAACAAUCGCUAUAAGCAAGGUGUGAUCUUGCCUUGGUUUUAAAUAUCUCUAUUGGUUUGGGCGAAUGCAGUUACCUAGCAACAAGGCACCCUCCUGGUUGCUUUAGGGGCUGUUUAAUGUCAUUUAUGAGGUCAAGAAAUGCUUUUAGUGAUAAAUUUCGAGGGUAGAAGUACCUUUUACAGAAAAUGACAUUGCCUUCAAAAUAACCACAGAAAUCGAGGAAAGAAAACAUCAGUUUAUGCUUUGCGUCCUAGUUUGAGUUGUAUCAGCUUUGUUGGGCAUAAUAAUAUGUCCUUUCAUUGCCAUGAAAUGAGUUAACAGUGGUUUUUUAAUGUCAAAAGCCCGGUUAUUUUCCUGAAAUAUACCUUUGAAUUCGUGUUUAAUACGGCUCGAUCAGCUUCAAAAGGCGCUUGCUGAUGGAAUUGCCAUGGAAAAGGCCUUAAAUUAAAGACUUUUCACCAGACUUACCUACUCAUUCUUAGUAGUGUAGUGGUAAAGAGAAGUCACGUCAAGCUGAAGAUGCCGGGUUCAAAUCCUUAUUAGCACCCUGUCUUUCUUUCUUUUUGUUUUGUUUGUUUAUUUAUUUUGUGUUUUGUUUUAAUAUAUAUGUUGUGGUUCAAUUUUAUCCUUGGUUUAAAUUUUAUUUUUUUUAUUUUGUUACCCUCCUGAUCGUAUUUUAAAUUAAUGUUAUGAACGAGCAAACACAAAAGAAUAGACAGAGAAAUUAUUUCUUAAAUAUUUUUAUUCAAAAUCCGUCAGAUUCAUAAUAAAACAUUGUUAAAAGCACAUUGCAAAACACUUACUGGAUCGUGGAUCCGUUCACGCAAAUAAAAUCUGCUGAGCACAUGGUUAAAUCCAAAGCAAAAUCCAUCUCAAAUCGGGGUGCAUCUUCUAAUUUUUCUAAAAACAGGACAAGCGCUUUGCCGCGUUUUACUAAACAUUGAAUCAAUAAUUUUCUCAAAAUCCCUGCAUGAAAUCGAAGUGGCAGCCAUCUGUUUUGUUAUUGAGUGUGGGUUAGAGUAUAAAUUGGGUUAUUCCAGAAAAAAUCCACACCCCCACGACGGGAGGCGCGCUGGAAAAUCUCACGGGAGGGGGGGUUAACGGCUCUGGAAAUUCAGACCUGAGGGGGGCUCUGAACCUAAAAAUACAUCCUCAGGGGUACCUUUCAAUUUCAUCGAUGUUUCAAUCACUUCAAUCAAUAAGUUUUCAAAAAUUGCUUUGCCUUUUCAAUUUUAUUAUUCUUUCAAACUACAGACCUCUUACCACAUUUAUUUUAAGUUUCCAUCCAUAGGCUCGCCCUCGUUACUUUCGUAGAAGCGACGUGCGAUAACUUGAAGAUAUCAAGAAAAAUCACAUAAUUCAUAAAAAAGCACUCAGUUCAAGUAAAGCAAACAAUGAUUUUACCUUGAAUUAUACAUUUUUCCAAGGUUAAUGCUAUUUCAGGGUGAUUUACCACUAAACAGGCCUUACAAGUACAUUUUGUAAGCGUGGUUGUUCGUGAUUGUUAGGCGACCAUUUUGAAAGGCAAGUGUUGUGGCAAGUGGUACGGCGCGUCAUGUAAUAUAAAUUUGUGCUAAGUGUCCUUUUUCUUUCUUUCUCGGUCAUUUUUUAUCGGCAAAGAAGGAACCAUUUAUUCGAGAACAAAGUUAGUUUUGAGCUUUAUUGUAGUAUAUAUUGCUGUAUAUUUUGCCUGUUCUAGAAAAAAAGAGAAGUUCACUCAAAUAUGAGCUUAUUUGCAAAAAGUGUAAGCUAUUUAAUAAAAAGAUCAUCUAAGUGCCUAAAAGGAUUCUUCCACAUUGAGUGUAAAGUAAAAUCACGGUGUCUAACAAUUUUAUGGAAAUCCAGAUGGGUGGGGGGGUCUUUGAACUUGGAAAUCCUGAGUGGAGGGGGGCUCAAGCAGUUUUGGAAAUCCAGGUGGAUGGGGGGGUCAAAAAACCUUGCCUUCCAUCGUGGGGGUGUGGAUUUUUUCUGGAAUAACCCAUUAUACACAUGUGAGCGCAGGUAAAACUGAUUUAUCCAGCAUUAAACUUGUCUGACUCAUCUAGAUGGCGGGAUGAUCUGUAAAUCAAAGGACUUUGAAGAUAUCGGCAGAAUCACUUCAUCUUUUCUGGCUUUUCAAGGAAAGAUCAAAGUGACUCUGCUGGUAGGGUAAUCAUUGGUCAGUGGAACAUUAAAAUUGGCAAAGAAUCAAACUGCAAUUUCACGCCAUUUUCUUCAUUUUCAUGUGGUGAUUUACAUUUGUAUGUAAAAAAACCAGCCCUUGAUAAUUGGAAAAUAGUUGCGAGAGCAUUAUUAUUUAAACUUGUGUGAAAAGGUUUCAAAUCCAGAUUGUGAUCAUUUGUGUGAUCAUUACUCGUGAUGUUUUCAAGAUUUUAAAGAGAAAGUCUCUUUUAACCAGAAUGUUGCAAAAUUUUGUUUUAAUAGAACCUUGCAUGAUAAUGUCUCACCUCUCAGAUGACUAUUUUUUAGGUCAACUGAGUGAGAACUUGGACCAUUCUGUAGCUCAGUGAUUCCUAAAGUUUGCAGUGAAUUCAUUUUAUUUUAGAAGGUAAGUCAACCUUACUGGAGUUUUUCAUGAAGGCUAAAAUAAAAGAUGUUCAGGGCCUUGGUCAACAUAUAACAUGUGCUGUUUGUCUAGCUAUCAAUGUAUGUUGUAGCUGUUGUAGACUAUUUUUGGCAUGCAUGCAUGUUAUCGUGAAGUGACAUUGUGAAAAGGUUAGUCUCCUUCGCAGCCGUUUUUAGGGUCGUCACGCAAAGGUAAGCUUAUUAAGUUUACUUGUAACUUUUGAUAAGCUUACUUUUGUGAAAGCAUUCUUUGUUUUAGUAGUAUAAAGUAUCAUGUAUUACUGACACCUAAGUUACAUGUAAGUACGCUUGUACACAGUGAUCUAUUGAUUUCUCAAUUGCCUAAUUCAUAGUAAGUUCAUAUUACAUGUAUAUUAUUGCAUACAUGUAUUUCAAGAAGACUAAGGAACUCUAUGAUCAGUGAUUUAACCCUCCAAAUUGACUUGCUAUUUAAAAUCCGACAACGCUUUGGUUCGAGGAAUGAUGCUCUCUGUAGAUAACGCCAACGGAAGCGCCUGGAAAUGCAACUGAUAUUUCAACUUGGCACCAGUCAGCUGCACAGUUUAGACUCCGACUUCCGUUUCCUCUAGGCGGCGCUCAGAGCUGUGCGUGCACUACAAAGCCUUUCAUUUUUAUUUCUAAUUUAUGGCAUGUAUAAACCUUGCAACGGUUUCGACAAACUGGUAAUUCCAUUGAUGAAGGACCAGGCCCGAAACGUUUGGAAAGGAUAACUUCAACCUAAACACGGCACUUUUCUUCAUGAUUUAUUUAUUAUUUUUAAUGAACAUUUUUGUUACUUCUAUUUUCUAAAGUGCUACGCAGCUUAACGGAAAUUCUUUCGUCAUUUGUUUAAAAUGCUGUUUUUCUGUUUGAAGUUUAGGGCCCAGUUGUUCGAAGGCCAAUUAGCGCUUAACCCGGGGUUAAAUUAACCCUGGUUUCUUUUUCUUGUGUUUAAAAGCAUUUUCUUGGAUAAUUUUCUCUGUUGUUUUUAGAGCUUCCAAUCAUCAACUUGUAGACAGAAAGAAUUAAAACUGAAAUGGUUUUAAAGCUUUAAAGCUUUCGAAUCUGAAUUCAAAUCUCGCACUAACCCUGGGUUAACUUAACCCAGCUUCGAACAACUCGGCCCAGUACAUUAAUUUAAAAUAACCCGCCAUCUCCUCUAUGUCACUGAAAAUAUUCAAACAAAAUUGACUGAAAUUAAAAUACCCGGUAUAUCUAUAUAAGGUAAAAUUACAGCAUUUGAUUAGGGAAGGGAGGUCAGUUUUUGUACAAAUAUCAGGAGGUUUAGAAACCAAGGGUCUGAGCAAUUAUUGUGAUUCUGCUCUUAUAAUGUUACCUAUACAAUAAGAUACAGUGCAUUAACUCUGAUUGGCUAAGAGGCGUGUUUGUAUUAGAGUAUGUGAGGUGGGGGUAAAUGGCAGAAUAAUAUUUUAUUUUACAGAAUGGAAUGUGGUAUGACUUGCAGAAAUAGCAUAAUUAUUCAAAAAUUAUGUAACAUGUAAAGAAUGACUCAAAGUAAUUGGUAUGUAGAUAGACAGUCAAUCAUGACUAUAAAAAAAUUCCCAAAUGGCUAUUAGCUGUCAAUUUAAGUGGUAAUAGAACAGUGUACAGGACCAUACGCAUCAUUCAUAAGUUGGACAGUGUGCGCCAUUACACGCGAGCACUUAAAUGCUCUUUUUCACUUUGAGCAAAAAACUUUCAAAACAAACUCAAUUUUUUUAAUCAAAAAGGGAUUAUAGCAUUUUCAUUUUUUUUGCAAAUAGAUUAGUAAAUACCACGCACUGCUCAGGGUCCGAAAUUAACUUUUUAAUACGAGCGCCAACUGGCGAUCAAGUAUAAAUUUUUGGUCGCCAGAGGGCAAAUUGUGGUCGCCAAAAAUUUCUCCUCCCUUUUUUUCAAAUAAAAGUUUAAACACGAAUAAAAAUGCAUGGUAAGGACGUUUUUGUGCUUAAAAAUUGCAAUACUUCCGCUCCCGAUACCAGAAAGAAACCGUAUGUGUACAAGUGAAGUCUCAUUUUUUCUACAAAUUACUUUUUGGAGAUAUACAUGUAAAGCCAUCUGAUCUAGAACGUAGGAACAGAAAGUUGUCUGCCCAUGACUGCACCGGAUCAUAUCAAAACUAUUUUCUUCCGAUAACUACCACAAAACAAUCCACAAAACAACCAUGAAACGUAGCCGCCAUGUUGCUCGUACCAGGCCACAUUUUUUUGUGCCACAUUACUCGUAAUGGCUUGGAAACGUUCAACUCGUAUUAAUCGUAGCUGUUGGGAAGGUAUUAUUACAGGAAGCUUCGUUUCACUUUUAAUUAAAAAAUAUCAGCAGGACAAAAAGUAAGACACCUGUCAGCAAAUAGCUUCGAAGUUUCAAUUCUUAAUCAGAAUCUCCAAACGUUUAAGUCCACAAUAACAACCAGCUUUACAAGCGGUCAGUGUAAAACGCAGACUGCGGACUGCAGACUGCAGACUGCGGACCAGGGGUAAAAUGCAGACUGAGUGUAAAAUGCAGACUGCAGACUCAGAGUAAAAUGCAGACUGGGGUAAAAUGCAGAAUAAAGACCGUAGACUUUUUUUAAACAUUUGUGCUCCUUCUUCUUCAAAUCGGUGAAAUAGCUAGCCGGUAUCAGUUCCACACUUCGCUUCCUAGUCGAAGUGAAUUGCACAUUCGCCAGAAGUUUCAAUGAACAUCCAAACAGCUUAAGUCUGCGUACCUUGAUUUGCAAUACUUUCNUACUCGUAAUGGCUUGGAAACGUUCAACUCGUAUUAAUCGUAGCUGUUGGGAAGGUAUUAUUACAGGAAGCUUCGUUUCACUUUUAAUUAAAAAAUAUCAGCAGGACAAAAAGUAAGACACCUGUCAGCAAAUAGCUUCGAAGUUUCAAUUCUUAAUCAGAAUCUCCAAACGUUUAAGUCCACAAUAACAACCAGCUUUACAAGCGGUCAGUGUAAAACGCAGACUGCGGACUGCAGACUGCAGACUGCGGACCAGGGGUAAAAUGCAGACUGAGUGUAAAAUGCAGACUGCAGACUCAGAGUAAAAUGCAGACUGGGGUAAAAUGCAGAAUAAAGACCGUAGACUUUUUUUAAACAUUUGUGCUCCUUCUUCUUCAAAUCGGUGAAAUAGCUAGCCGGUAUCAGUUCCACACUUCGCUUCCUAGUCGAAGUGAAUUGCACAUUCGCCAGAAGUUUCAAUGAACAUCCAAACAGCUUAAGUCUGCGUACCUUGAUUUGCAAUACUUUCAUAGAAGGUCAUCCAAAUUUCCUGCAGAACAUCUUUUCUUUGUUGUUGGAAUGGCUUACUCCCGUUUUUAUCGCCAUAAUUCCUGUACAGUAUUUUGGGUCAGCAGCUUUCAUUUAAGCGUAAACAUCAUGGUGUCGUACCAGUUCACGGUCCGUGGUCCCGUUUUUCGAAAACUUCGCAUCAAAAUUUGAAGCGUGAAGUCUUCUCGGAUGGAAAAAAGGUUCAAGAUUGCGAUUAUGUUUUCGGGUCGUAGACGACGUUCCAGAGAAGAAAGGAAUGGAUUUGUGAAAGCAGAUGUCAUCAAGUAAGUGUUCGUAUGUAUUUGGGGGAUUUUUUUGCCCUUUAACCCUUCCACGACUACAGUUUAUGGUCGGUCUGGAUUUUACCCCAGCCUGCGUUUUACUCUUAGUCUGCAGUCUGCAUUUUACACUCAGUCUGCAUUUUACCCCUGGUCCGCAGUCUGCAGUCCGCAGUCUGCGUUUUACACUGACUGCUUUACAAGUCGCUAGCUGGCGACCAGCUAUGAAAUUCUGGUCACCAGGACUAAAUUUUUAGUCGCAUUGGCGACCAGGAAGGCGCAAUUUCCGACCCUGCUGCUUACAAGGGAUCACUUGUGUUAUUUGAGGAUUUAUGCUUAGAAUAUAACCUUACCAUGAGAGUAUUAAAAUUUAACUUUUUACGUGAAAAGGUUUUAAGUGCAUGAUAUCUUUCAUCAGUUUUGUAGACCAGCUUCAAACUACCAAGAUACUGAAGAUGCUACCCUGUGAUAUCACAAGAUAUUAAAUGCACUUGGUAAAUCAUACUUGCUCCUGAAAGUAAGUUACUUAGCUCUUUGUGGCCUCUGUUCUACACCUGUAGGCACUCUUGAGCUAAUUUAAUGUAGUUUCACUAUUGAGAUCAUUACCUAGAUUACUAUUUCCUCUGAUUCUCCAAUACACUGCUGUAGUCAAGGCUGUGCUCUAACAGCGCCUGGUCGCCUGAGGCGACUAACAUUUAGCUUCGGGCGACUAAAAAAAAGUUCCCGGUUGCCCGGCCAGGCACUCUUGUUUCUGGUGCAGUCUUCAGUUAAGCGGGCAGAAAAAUUUAACAUACCAGUGUUGGCUUGUCGAGUCAGAGUUUACUAAACCCUACAGAAAAUGUUUUUAUGAAUGUUGUACGAAAGAAAUGGGCAUGUGUCGAUGUUCAAAGGUCAUUCUGCAUGAUUUCACAUGUAACAUAAUCCAUCAGCUUGAACGUGACAAGCGGCACGGAUUUCAAUUUGUACCGCUUCUUAAAAUAGUUUUAUAAAAAUUUUUCUUUCAGAUAGAAUGGUUCAUUAGGUACAGUUUUUAGGAGAAGCUGUCAAUACUUUUCUGACAGACGUAGAGCGCGGCUGGUGACGCGGAGUAAUUUAUUUUUAUGUAAAUGGAAGUUGCUGUAUUGACCAGUAUGCAAAUGUUAUGUUUUUACGGUUUUUGGCUGCUUUGUCUCCUUGGCUAAUACAUAACUUAUGAUUGUUUAAGAUAACGAUUUAUAAAAAGAAAAGAUAUGAUCAUUCUAAUCGUUUUUAUUGUUGUUUUAGAAACAGGGCAGUUCCACAUUGUCUUGGCAUUUUACGUAUCGAAAACUAAAUUCGCAUGGAUGCAUAUACUAAACAAUUCGGCGACAUUUCUCACGUUUGUGGUUUUAAAUCUGAAUGGCAUGAAAACUUUGAUGGGUUUCAUAAGACAACAUGCGGGUUUUUGUCGAACCCAAAAGCUAAAAUUACCGAGUUUGGUGAUCAGCAGGCCAGUAAGAUUCAUGUGCGUACAAAAUACUUCCUCAUCAGAUGUACAUGGGUGACCAACUUGAGAGGCCUGGGCACCCCAGCUGGAAUGCUUGGGAGCCCGAAGGGCUCCCUGAAAUUUUUAUUCGGGCGACCAACUUUGAGGUCUGGGUACCUUAACUAAAAUGCUUGGGAGCCCGAAGGGCUCUCUGAAAUUUUCCUUAGAGCACAGCCUUGGUAGUCAAGCCUUUGUUAAUAGUGGAUCUCACCCCUAAGUAUACACUUAGGUCUGUAGCCAAUAAUACUAACACUGCAAUUUCAAUAGGGAACCUUUUCACUGGAAAUCUCUCCCUCCUUAAUGAAGCUUUUUUGUGGUCCCUGCACCACUAAGAAACGCUUCAUUUUUAAUUGACCUUUGUGAAGACAUGGUUUUCUCUCCUAAGCCAACACUAACUAUUCGUGGACAGUGGGGGGCAGGUACUCCAGUUCAAGUGACAGGGAUGAUCAAAUGGGGGCAAAAGUCAAAGCCCAAAAAAAUCCUUGGACCAAAAAUAUUUAAUCCCCCAAAAAUCCCAUUCCGAUUUUGCGAGCCAUAAAAAUUUCUAGAGGAACUAAGCGGCCACCAUACGCCAAAACUAUCACAAAUCUUCAGAUUGUUUUGAAUACCCAAAAAAAUCCCUAAUUAAAUCGAGCUACUCCAAAAAAUACUUGCCAAAAUUUUCCUACCCAAACAAAAUCCUGUAAUCAAAAAUUUCAAACCCUACAAAAUCCUUCGAUCAUCGCUGUCACCUGAAAUCCGGAGAGCCCCCCCCCCCACUUCGCGGGGUCAUGGACCCAGGCACCUAUAAACACUUCAUAUUGACCUUUGUGAAGCAGAUACCUCAAUCUCCCAGGUGGACACUUUUUCUUGGUCACAGGAGGAUUGACUCUAUAAAUAAAGUAGCUGUGACAUUAAGUAAUUUAUUGAUUAAUUUUUUUUAUUUGUUAAAAAGUUUUCCAAUGUGGUGAUCUUAUAAAUUAUAUUUACACCGAAUCCACCAGGAAAUUGAGUAAUUUUAAUUUUCAGAGGACAAAAACCUUGUUCCAGAAUAAUUUAAAGAAUAUCACAUUCUCUUUUUACAUUUUUCAAGGGCUGAAGAUGUAAUUAGUCGUCUGUAGUAACACCAAAGAAAAUGCCUGAUGUGAGCCCAAGAAAAUGAAUGUCAAAUUUCACAAAAUUAAUUACAUCUUACACAUGAAAUUUUCAGAAUUUUACCUGUGUUUUCACAAUUCUUGUGAAAUUUGACAUUUAUUUUCUCAGACUCCCGUGAGAAAUUUUCUUUGGUGUUAUUACUGAUGACUAAUUACUUCUUUACCCCUUGGAAAAUGUAAAAGAGAAUGCAAUAUUUCUUAAAUUAUUCUGGUACAAGGUUUUUGUCCACUGAAAAUUGAAAUUACUUAAUUUGCUGGUGGAUUCCACCUUUACCCUGUUAGGGGAAAUCUUUAACCGAGACUCAAUGGCGCAGCAUCAAGACCUCAAAAGAAAAGGAGGUGCUCCUGACCAUCAGGCGGCAAUAGAAAAUACCCAGCCUCCGCCUCUGAGUAUUGAAGUACCUAAAAUGAGAGAUCUUCCAAACAAGUCAAAACCAUGGAGUGAUGUCCAGCUCCCCGUUGACAUUCUCUUGUUGACAGUGGAGGACUGUGAGUUCUUGGCUUGUUAUACAUACUUGACAAAUGCCUUUAAAAGUUAUCAUGUGAACCUUGGACAUGUGUACUUUGGAACGAUGGGUGAAAGUGGAGAGGAAUCAUUGAAAGUUGCUUUGAUGAGAUGUUCUAAAGGUUCUUCUGGUCCAAGUGGUUCUUUAGUUACCGUCAAAAAUGCAGUGGUGCAACUGGGACCCAAAGCUGUGUUUUCUGUUGGCUGCUGCAUUGGUUUAAACCAGAAAGGCACCAACUUAGGAGAUGUGGUUGUAUCGUCUACACUAACAACUGAUGAAUUCACAGCCCCUGUAAGAAGGAAUAUUGCCAACCUGAUCAGAUUUUCAACUGAAGGAUGGAAUCCACCAUUAAAAGAUCCAGCAGCUGGAGAACAAGUACAGGUACACCAUGACAGCAGCAUAUUGAGUGGCAUUAAUGAGCCAGCCAUUCCCAAACAACGCCGUAAGUCAGAGUCUCAUAUGAUUGCUUCUGAAAGCGAAGGAGAAGGUAAGAUUUUGUAUAGAUCACUGAUUUUAUAACAGUUAAUGUUGGGUCUAUAUGCAGUGUCCAGAAAUUGAAUUUUACUAAGUUGCAUGUCCAUGGUACCACAGUUCAUCAUUAUGGCAACAACAUGUUUGAACAUACCGUAUUUACAUAUAGCAGUGUUGUUAUUGUGGCCACGUGUGACCAUGGCGUGUGACAUAAAACAGGCUGUCUUUCAAUAAUUACACAUAAUCUGAAAGAAUGUAACAGAGAACAAUAUAUAUUGGUGUAAUUGGCAAUGGAUAAGAACAGAGCAUUAAUAUAAUAUUAUGAACAACAAGGCUACAGAUUAAAAACAAUUGAUUCCAGUAUAUGAAAGUCUACCCCAUAAAGCUCUAGAUCAUAUUAUUUUCGCACUGCCUACUAUUUCUGCAUGACCAUGGGUUUUUUUUAUUGCAAGUAAAACACACACAGAAAAGAAAAAAAUUACACAGAAUAAAUAAAUGGAAAAAAAAAGAAAAAAACAAAUAGCGAACUUACACGCUUACAUGGCAAUACUUACAAAUAUUAAACUAGAUUACAGCAGUGCUAAUUCCACAUAUUACUGUACUUGGUAUGAUCUGUAACUAAUUUUUACUUUUUUUUUUGCUUUCUUUGUGGUGACCAUGUCUACAAGAUUCGGGGCUGUGCUCUAGCAGAGCCCGGUGGCCCCUCAGGCGCCUAACUUUUGCCCUCGGGCGACUAGCAAAUCUCAGAUUUUUCAUACAAAUCAUGUGCUGGGCACCCUAAAUUUUACAGUUUCAGAGUACUGGGCUCCCUUCAAUUUUCCUUAGGGCACAGCCUUGAAAUUAAGAAAAGUUCAGCUAUUACCAUAGUGAACUUGUAUAAUGUCAAAGCAUUAAUUUCCAUGCUGAGAAACUAAGAAUAUUUGGUUAAAAUUCAGCUUUGUGAAAGUGAAGAAUGAUCAUCGCAGUAAAUUUUCCAAUUUAAGCAAUUGGAAAGAAGAAGCCUGAAAAAAGAAAAAAGAAAAAAAUCAGGGCUUCAACGGGAUUCGAACCCGUGACCUCUGUGUUACCGGUGCGUUGCUCUACCAACUGAGCUAUGAAGCCACACAUUGGGAGCCAGGUGAAUUUAUUGAGUUCAUAUCUCCCGUGAGGAGUGAAAUGAUGUGAAGUAUAUGAAAUAAUUCAUUUUUGAACUGCGGUUGUAGAUGAAAGUGAAGAAUGAUCAUCGCAGUAAAUUUUCCAAUUAAGCAAUUGGAAAGAAGAAGCCUGAAAAAAAUCAGGGCUUCAACGGGAUUCGAACCCGUGACCUCCGCGUUACCGGUGCGUUGCUCUACCAACUGAGCUAUAUGAAGCCACACAUUGGGAGUGAGGUCAAUUUACUGAGUUCAUAUCUCCUGUAAGGAGUGAAAUGAUGUGAAGUAUAUGAAAUAAUUCGUUUUUGAACUGCAGCUUUGUGUUUGUCAGGUUAAACCAUACACCUGAAAAAUCUCAUUUUGUGUGGUCUUUAUUUUUUCUUUCCAUUUAUAGGACUGUUUGCUGCUGCCCAUGAUUUGAACCUUGAAUGGGUGAUUGUUAAAGGGAUAUCUCAUUUUUCUAAUGAUAGUAACACUCCUGAUGAGUCCUGGAAGAAAUUUGCUACCAUCAUGGCAGCUUCUCUUGUGUCUAACAUGUUAAAUGAUCCAGUUGUUUUUAAAGAAUGGCCUCACUAUGAAGGUAUUUCACAUCCUUGUUCUGAUAUAUUAUUAAUAGUGACAAACUUUCUGUUCAGGUAAUUCUAUUUUGAUUUACUAACAUUUAAAAUGGUUCCAGUUUUAGUAAAAAAAGUUAUUUAAUUCCCUUGACUGCCACAAAACUUCUACUGACGUUUUGCGCUAUGAUAAUUUAUAGUAUUGCUGGCUAUAGCUAGUACUUUAAUUGGAAGUACAUGUAAUGAAAUGCACCAUAGAAGAUAUACUGUUAUUUAGUCUUUCAACCCGUGCCUCCAGUUCUCCUCCACACCUUGUGUAAGUUAAUGUUGACUGUGAGUGUAGCAAUGAUGACAGUUGCCUUCCUAACAAUAUCUGAGGAACUUAUAAUUUCCCGAAAAUAAUUUUUCAAGUUUUCUGAAGCUUGUGCCUGAAAAUUUGCUAGAAGGAGAUAAAAAAAACAUGCGCUGUGUUACUGACUCAGACACAAACAUUGAAAUAAAAAUUGUGUUAUAUUUCCACCUUGGAACUCAGAUAAUUUAUUUUGUCAGUCAAUUUAAUUGAGGGUGAGAUAUGUCCCAUAUACAGCUAUUUUGAGAAAGGUUGUCGAUUGAAGUGCAUGCAACAACCCCGAAAGGUAUUGUGGGUGGUUUUGAGUUCACCGUUUUUCAAAGAAAUUUGAAAGAAUGGCAGGAGAGGCCAUGGACAUUAAGUCUGCAGAUGCUAAAGGAAAGGAACAAAAGUAGAUUUGACAGCUACAGUGUCAGGAACAGUGUAUUGAGCAUAUCCGGUAUUACCUUUCCAGAUUGUCGUAUGCACAUUUUUUCUGACAACCUUUCUCAAAAUAGCUGUAUCAGCCCUGACAGUGCCGUUCCACAUUUCUCUUGUGAGCAAAGUUUGAAGUCGACACUCUUUGUGUUCAGGGGGAAAUGAGGAUCGAUAAUUUACAGUAUGUGCCAAAAAAACAUUAGGCUUGUAGCGGCAGAAUUGGAAAAGGAAAAGAUCUUUUCUGUUUAAAGUUUGCCCUGUACAAGUAGUCAGGGAAAUGAAAAAUUGACCAAUCACAGAGUGAAAAAUGACUUAUGAUAAGGAAUUGUCAGGAUUUAGGAUCGGAUCAAGGAUAAAUAUUGACCAAUUUCCUAAAUGGGCACUGAAGGCAAAAGCUUCUAUGAAUUUCCGGAAGCGUGCUCCUCUGAGAAAUUUUCUGGAUUUAAACUCCCCAAAGUCCCCUUUCCUGGGUUUCAGAUUAAUUGAGACAGGAUAUUGGUCAGUUCCAUGCUUCUCGGAUGAGGCAGGAGAGCGUGUCUAAUGCCAGUAAACUGGAAAAAUAAAAUUUGUCUAAACCAUUUUCCAGUUACACAAGGCUGUGCUCUAAGGAAAAUUAAAGGGAGCCCAGUGCUCUGAAACUGUAAAAUCUAGGGUGCCCAGCAUGUGAUUUGUAUGAAAAAUCUGAGAUUUGCUAGUCACCUGAGGGCAAAAGUUAGGCGGCAGGGACCACUGGGCUCUGCUAGAGCACAGCCCUGGUUACAACUUUUAAUUCAAAAGUUUUUUUUAAAAUAGUUAUCAUGAAAAAUCUGACAGAUUUUUGUAAACUGGUGUGGAUCUGUGCCUGAUUCUAUUGUUUAAUGUUAACUGAGGUGUUUAGUUGCUGCUAGUGCACAUACUAGAGGUCAGUGAUGGGUUGCUGAUGGCCAGCACAGUAAAUAUGUAAUGAGAACAUAAAACAGCUAACUUCAAAUAAAAUAUAUCUUACCAAAUAUUUUUUUUCUGACAUUUCACAGACCUGUCAAUGAAGAAGCAGCCUGAAAGUGAGCCCAAGAAAAAGUUACCAGGUACCAUUCUAUGAAAUCAAUAAUACCUGAGAAGUAUAAUGUAACAGACUGAAGUUUGUAACCCAAUUAGACAAUAUUUUGAGGAUUGAAUGCUGAGAUUUCAUGAACUUUGGUCUCUAACUUGGAGACAGGUUGUUAUCGCCAGAUGAGAGGUCAGAACUGCAAUAACUGUGCCUGCUAUAGGUGUGGGUAGCCUGGUACAGUGUAGCUUGCAAUGUGACACUAGCCACUAUUAAAAUGUUGUAUCAUGUCCCAGUGAAAUCUGCUCACUUGCUCCUGUUCCAGAUGGAGAUAAAAAUUAGUUGAAUCUCAGGCAGUUUAAUUUUCAGGGGCACCCAACGACUGUUUUCUGUAAAAUAUAUGUUCGGAGAACCAAAUAUUGCCUAGAAUUUUCUGUUACUUGAGGACAGUGAAAAAUUUCUAGAUGACCAUUUCAUUCAUGUACAAAUUUCGAAGCUCACCUAAUAAAUUGCCUAAGAUUUUCUGAAGUCCCCAGGUUAGGCUAUUUUUCGUAGAAAAAAGGAAGCCUAAAAGUUUCGGAUUCAAAAAUGUGAUGGAAAGAGGAAUCAGAAAAAAACUCUCCUUCGUAAUAUGUUAAAUUACAUCUAAGAUUUUUGGGAAAAAAAUGAAUUUUCAGAGGUGUGCAGUUGUGACGUAAGUCCCGUAACUAGCCGUCUAACCCUAAUCCUACUCACCUGCACCAAACUGCAAAUCAAACCCAACUGUGGAAUCUUAAGAUUGAAUCUUAAGAAGGUAUCACUUAAUAACACAACAGAAUAAUUGAGGAAAAAUAUUCAUGUACCAUCAUUACAGUACAUCUAAGUAAUGAAUUAGUAACAACCUUUAAUGAAUUACUAAUAUUAGUAAAUGCAAAAAUAUUGUAGUUUUAAUGCCUUAUUUAUGUAUACUGUAACAUAACUAGGAGAUGUUUAUCAACUAGUUGUGCUGUUUUCACCAUGCGCAUGUUUAGCCUCUUAGCAGACGUUCUCAGGGCUUUGUAACUCGUGGGGUAGGUACACAUAACAAAACCCUAAGAACAUCUGCUCAGGAGGCUAGUGCAUAUUCUAUAUUUAUACGUUACUCAAGCCAAAAGCAUUUUAUUUAUAUAUUUUUAACUUAAAGAGGUUCUUUUUAUGUAAUUAAAACCUUUUAACAGAUUCUGUAUGCCUUGAGAAGUGCCAGAAACGUCUGAAAAUGGUUUAUAAAGCAAAGAGCAAAGUCAGAAUCAUCCCAUGGGACCCAAGCUCUGCUGUUGAUAUUGAUAAGAUGUACACACAGUUGACUUGGCUUAAGGACCACAGGAAACCCAGUGGUGUGACAAAAAAAAAGCUUGGAAGCUACACAGAGAUUUUCAAUGGUGGAAAGCGACUUUUGGUUUAUGGCAGGCCAGGUAUGCACUCUAUUUUUUUGUAUUUCAAGCACUGCAUGCGGAGGAAUUUAAAAAGUACCAAGCGACGUACUCAUCAAAUGUUUGUACGGGGAGGCUCCACCCCGAGGUCCAAACCAUUACCCUUUCAUGUACCAUUUUUCACGAAAAAGGUACCCUUUUAUACACCUUCUAUUGAAAAAUGGUAGCCCUUUCACAUACCUUGUUUGCGACUUUGCAUCCCUUUUAACUGCUGUAAAUGCACUCACUGUCUUUUAAAUAAGAAUCAGUUACGAAAAUAGAACAUUUUCGCGACUUAAUAAGCCAUAAAAUUUAUCUGUUAGCCUUUUUGGGCCCUUUCACAGACCCAAAUGACAGAUUUCUCUACUCUUUAUCAAUAUACUUUGACUAGUGAAAUGCCUACCCUUUCAUAUACUUGAAGCCUGUGGAAGAUACCCCUUUCGGGCGAGCCUCCCUGUAUAGGCCAUCAUAGGGAGUACCCCCCUCCCCCGGGAUAUUUCAAACGAUUCUUGUCUAACAAUAUCCUAGCCUCAUAAUCCUUCUUCAGUUCAGUGUGUUUUACUGUUGUAACCCAAAUUAUACCCCUCUGUAACAGACCCAGUGGAAUCUAUAUCUUCAGUGGGAUCUCGGAGAAAAAGUCCCUGAGUGCCCCAUGAAAAGUUGGCCUCAAAUUAAAAAUCAGGGGUACCCAACCACUUUUUUCAGUGAAAUAACUAAUCGAAUAAGCAAAUAUUGCCUUGAAAGCUCUUGGAAGGGUAUAAACUUAAGAAUAUUAAAGCACUCCAACGUCCAAGAUAUUUUAAGUUAUCUACUAACUUACUAACUAACUUUCGGGGUCGUGUAUUUUACAUUUUAUAACCCAAGAAGGAUUUUUGUUGCCGUUCAAGACAAAACUGCCUCUAUAUAUUUUUUUAAAAUUAUGAACGUAUGUUAUGGUCCUCGAUCUUUCGACGAGACCCGUCAUGGUAGGUAACAGAGUUUCGGAUGCGACGAAAAAGCCACCUAAAACUUUCGUGACGACCAAAGUUUACCUAAGACACCCGAACAGAGAAAUAGUUUUUAAGACAGAUCUAAAUUAUCAACCAUUCUUCUAAAGCGUGGAGAAAACCAUUUGAUUCACUUCUGAUCCAUUUUGAAACAUUGAGUCGUUGGGUGCCCCCGUUCAAUCCCAUCAGCAGGAAUACCAUUUUCUAGAGUCCAAAAAUAAAUACGUUCUCAGUCUACUCAAUGGUAAACAUACCAUUUUUCUACCGUCUAAAAGUAAACUAAACAAAUUCCAUUUCUUAUACUUGUCAGGUACUGUUUUAUGAUUGUGAUAUUUUAAAAAGCUGGUAUUUGGUCAGCGCUAAUCCUCUUACAAACUGUGUUUUCAAUGAUUUUCAGGCUCGAAGUUCUUGUUUCAGAAGUGAUUGUAUCAAUUAAUACUUUUUUUUUUAUCUUAGAAGUACUUGAAUCAGAAAUUGUUUCUCUUAUUGUUGUUCAUUUGUUGUUAUCCAGGUAUUGGUAAGACUGUUUUUACCAAGAAAGCCGCUUUUGACUGGUCCCAACAGAGAUAUCAAGAAACGAUAGGAGCGUUUGAACUUGUCCUUCUGAUAAGAUUACGUGAUGUCUGUAAUCUUCAUGAUGUUCCAUCCAUUUUUAAGGCUUCUCAGCUGCUCGCCAAUGAUGGCAAAAUUUAUGUUGAUGAUCUGUACGACUACGUUCUAAAUCAUCAAGAAAAGGUCUUGCUUAUCUUGGAUGGCUACGAUGAGUACAGUGCAGGGGAGCAAUCGCCUGUUGAUGAAAUUUGGGAGAGAAAUCAACUGAGUGACUGCUGUGUUAUAGUCACCUCGAGACAAAUGACAACUCACAAGUUGAGAGAGCCCAGUGAUGCCCAAUUUGAGAUUAACGGGUUUGACGAUAAGCGCCAGAAAAAGUUUGCUCGAAGAUUUUUGAAAGAUAAAGAUGAUGUUCAAAAGUUCUGUACCUACUUGAGGAAACAACACCUUAAAGACUUGGCAGAGAUUCCACUUCUUCUGCUUAUUUUGUGUCUGCUCUGGAAAGAAAAAGAUUGCAAAGAACUACCCAAGAAACGCGUAGAAAUCUUCAAUCAGUUCGUUAAGACUUUGUUUCAUCACAUGCAUGGAAAACAGUCUGCUGAAUCGGUGUUUAACAUUGAGGAUUACUCAGAUGAAUUAUGUGCAUUAGGGCGCUUGGCCUUUGAAGCUCUCAUCAACGAUUGCCUGUACUUCCCGAGAAGUGAAUUACCUAACUACGAUCUGAUCGAGAGGUUGAUUGAAGUAGGCCUUUUUCAAGUUUUAAAUAUUUCAAGUUUGAAUCCUGAAAAAGGUGUGUAUUUCAUUCAUAAAUCCCUACAAGAAUACCUUGCGGGAAGUUUCCUGAAAGAGGAGCUGAUAUCAUCUCAAAAGAAUAAAAUUACAAAUUCCCUGUCAAAGUUGGACUCGGUUGAAGAGAUCUUCAAAAUGAAUGAAGUGUUAAAAUUUGCUGGUGAGCUGUCAGAAGAAGCCGCGUGCGAGAUUGUGAUUCAUCUGAUCAAAAUGGCGGCGAACGAAGAAGGACUCACGAAGUACACCUUCGACAGCGAAGCACCGUCAGAGGAGGAUUUUUCAGAAGACCAAAGAAAUUUCCUAACACUCUGUACACAGUUGUUUUUCUACUGUUCAGCUGAGACAAAAAGAAACUUCUUUCCUACAUUUCUUUCCUCUUUCAAAGGAGUUCUUUUAAUUGAAGCAGACCAGCUAAAUGAUCUUGUGAAAGAAAAGUUAGCUAAAACUACCGUAAACGUAAAUUACGUUUUUUUCACUUCUCGCAACUAUACAGAGCAAGACUAUAAAAACUUAAUAAUUUUAUCUGAACAAUUAGAGGCUUUCAUAGUAAGUUGUUCAGGAGAAAAGAAAGCAGCAGAAUUUUUAAGCAACUUUACAUGUCAAGUUGAUGAAUUUUUCCUAAAGAAGGAAGAAAACAACACUCACUUGUAUUUUACAGAAAUUAUUAGUACAUCUAGAUUCCGUGUUCUUGCUCAUGAUAUGAUAAAGGCACCAAUAAGUAAACAAGAGACAACAACAAAGAAGACAAACAUGAAUGGUGAUGAGUCAAGUGGAGAGAGCAGCAGCAGCUGUUGUUCAAAGCGUCAUGGUCUCUCCAGGGUUCGGAUGAUUGAAACUGUUGGUAUGAACAGGUCAGAAGUGGAACUGAUGAGUGAGAUGAUGCCGUUUAUCACCGCUCCGCAGUCGAUAGUGGUUGAGGGUGAAGACGGUGAAGUGUUUGAUCCUGAGGUAACAGAGUCUCUGCUGAGGAGCAUCCCAAUUACCCACAAACUGGAGUACUUAGCACUCUGGCAUAUCAAUGUAACAUCAUCACCUGCUGUGGAGUUCAUCGACAGUUUAUUUGAAAAAGCACCAAACUUGUCGUCGCUCGCCAUGUCAGACAAUCCUCUUCUGGGUGCAGGAGUAGACAGCUUGAUUCAACAUCUCAGCCGCGCUCCUCACCUGAAGAGACUGUGGUCACUGACGCUUGAAGAAGUGAAGAUGACUCCACAGCAGGUGAAAGAUCUGUCAUCAGCCAUCAAGCAGCACGGCAACAUCACUGAACUGCUGUCAUCCUACCACGUAAGUUUUCCAAUUUUA